AUGAACCUCAGCAACAGCUCAACAAUCCCGAACCUUCUCCCAGAAACCUCAGUCGACGAUAUCAUCCUAGUUAUCGUUGCUCUAGUUUUGUCAAUAUCCAUUAUCUCCGUCAACUUCGUCACCAUCGUCGUCAUCAAGAGAACCCACCAUUUGCACACCCUGUCCAACAUCUACAUAGUAUCUCUAGCAGUUGUAGAUUUGAUUGUCGGACUUGGACUUUUGCCGCUGUCUGCGUUCUACGUUCCCUCAGUCAGGCGAGAUUACUACGACCGCGAUGCCAACUUGUGUGUCUUCGUGCUUGGGACUAAUCUAGGAAUGGCUGUAGUGUCCACUCUACACAUGACCCUCAUUGCCACUGACCGAUACUUGUACAUAGUUUGGCCUUACUUGUACCAGAAAUAUGUCCAUCGGAAGCUUGUCUUCGCAAUUCUGGGCAGUACUUGGAUAUUUGGCAUAUUUUACGGCCUGGUUCCCCAAUUUAUCUAUCGGGAUAUAACGAGAUUCAAUAAAUGCGACAUAACUCUGAUCAUGCCAAAAGAAUAUUUGUUUUAUUCAAACGUCUCCAUCUACGUUCUGUGUGUCACAGUCGAUGUUGUCUUGUAUUCCCUGAUCCUUAUAGCAGCCAGUAGACAACGGCGAGUGAUCCGAUCCAGCUCUCAGUCUGUAGAUAGCACCAACACGGAUGGCUCACUCAGCGACACGACCACAUGCAUUACCCAAUACAACAUAUCAACAAUCUGCUACAACAACAGAAGAACUCAUGAUUCAAAUCAAUUCUUACCAUUAUCAAAUUCAGAAAUAUCUCAACAAGAAACGACCCGAUAUACUGAAAGCAGUCAUCAAUCAAACAAUCCACAGCAUUCAAAUAAUGCACAGCACAGUAAAACAUACUCUGUUAAAAGGCCGUCAGGAACUAGUCUUCCGUCUGGAAAACUUAGACACAGGAACAAGCGUUUGACAAGUGUUCGAUUUUUUAUGACAGUGUUUGGAGUGUACUUUUUCUGUCUGACGCCAACCGUUGCCUGCAUGGGCAUCGACUACCACCAACCGAUCCCCAGAGUCGUCUACAAUUUGUUCAACCUUCUAGCCUUGUUGAAUUCUGGCAUGAACUUCCUCAUCUUCUUUGUGUUGAACUCUCGGUUUAGAACUAGUGUGAUUGAACUGUGUCGAUGCGGAAAGUUCCCUAGGCACCGCAACUCUAGUGAUAUACCUUUUUUUGAUAGUUAA
Candidula unifasciata is the source of this 1227-nucleotide messenger RNA. NCBI's taxonomy places the organism in Eukaryota, Metazoa, Mollusca, Gastropoda, Stylommatophora, Geomitridae. The record is from the annotation of a GenBank genome assembly.